UGAUUCAGUGUAUCCCAGUUAGCGAGCUAAUCAGAACUAAUCAUAUAAACGAGCAAUGUCAGUGUGAGGUCGGGGUUACAAGGCGAUCUUUGGACACGCUUUACAGACCUGGAAUCAGCCAUUAUUUCGGGUUUUGUUCGCUCUGUAUCAUCUGACAUAAAGGGGCAUGGAGAAAGCAAAACAAGAUGCCUUCGAUAAAGCCAGGCUGCAGGUCAUAAAGGACGGCUAUGAGAGGGCCUUCGAGUGCAUUAACAAGGGCCUGACAGAGGACGAGGCAGGGCGCAAGGAGAAGGCCCUGGAGUUGUAUCGCCAGGGCCGGCAGCACCUCCUCAGGGCCAUCAGCGUGCCCUCGCAAGGGGAGGAGUGCGUAGGGGCCUCCUGGGACUCAGCCCGUCAGAUGCAGCAGAAGAUGCAGGAGACUCUGAACAAUAUCACUACCCGCCUGGCUGUGCUGGAGACCUCCUCUGAGUCGGGGACGUCUAGCGCCAACGGGUUGCCCAACAACGGCACCGCCGAAGCAGCCUCCCAGUCCCUGUACCCGAAGCUUCCCACGAAGGAGAAACCAGAGAGGCCGGCCCCGCCCAAAGUGCUUUCCGCCAACGGUCAGGCGGGCGGAGCAGGUAGUGCGACACCAUCAGGGAGCCAGGCGACCCCGCCUGCCCCCCGAGUGGGAGAUUUGCCCCCAGCCUACACUGCCCAAGCAGCCGAAGGCCACCUCAGUCUCUCCUACGGCACGGACUCUGGGGAGAUGUCCGUCGUUGGAGAGGAGUUCUACAACCAAGCGCCCAGCUCGGCCCCACCCCUGCAGAAUUUAGGGGAGGACGGGGAGGAGCUGCUCCUCAUCCCUCGAGGGGUACAGAUAUUUUUUGUCACACCUGACGGGCAGGUCAGCGCCCCCUCUUACCCUGGCUACCUACGUAUUGUCAAGUUUACUACCAAACCCUCGGACAGCGCCCCCAACAGGCCCCCAGCCUUCCUACAGGUGUGUGACUGGCUUUACCCACUGAUGUCCUCAGACUCCCCAGUUCUGCUGUGCAACACCGGCGUGUUCAUGUUCCCUGACAUGAUGGCCCCCACUCCCGGGUCCUACGUGGGCGUGGUGCUGUCCUCUGAGCUGCCUGCGUCAGAGUGCGAGCUGUUUCGGGACCUACUCUCUCAGCUGACUGAUCUCAGGGUGCAGGCCCCAGAUGAAGCAGGAGACACCAUUAACCUGAGCCAGAAGGUCCCCUUGGUCCCUCCGGAGGAGGGUGAAAAGCCCUUGCCAGAGUGGAGUGAGAAAGUGGCCCAUGGAAUCCUCUCAGGGGCCUCAUGGCUAAGCUGGGGAUUGGUGAAGGGGGCAGAGUACACUGGAAAAGCCAUCCACAAGGGGGCGACAAAACUGCGGGAGCACAUCACCCCCGAGGACAAACCGGCCACCGUUAGCCCCACCGUCAGCAAAGGGCUAUAUGUUGCCAAGCAGGCUACCGGGGGUGCUGUGAAAGUCAGCCAGUUUCUAGUGGACGGGGUCUGCACCGUGGCCGGUGCUGUGGGGAGGGAGCUGGCGCCCCACGUGAAGAAGCACGGAGGCAAGCUGAUCCCAGAAUCCCUGAAGAAGGACAAGGAAGGACGCUCCAACAUCGACGGGGCCAUGGUGGUGGCAGCCAGCGGGGUGCAGGGAUUUGCAACCAUGUGGACUGGCUUGGAGGUGGCAGCGAAGAACAUCACCAAAAGUGUGGCGGCAGAGACUGUCACCACCGUCAAGCAUAAGUACGGAGCGGCAGCCGGCCAGGCCACAGACCACGCCGUCAACUCGGCCAUCAACGUGGGCGUCACCGCCUUCAACAUCGACAACCUGGGCAUCAAGGCCGUGGUGAAAAGAACAGGCAGGCACACGGCCCAAGCCAUACUGGAGGACUACAAGCUCCAGGAGAAGGCAGAGCCGGAGAAGAAGUCGGUGGAACCGAACAAGAAGGACAAAUAGCCUAAACUUCUAUUCUAAUAUUUCAACUCUUGUAUACUUCUUAGAGCCUUAAUAUAUUAUCCAUAUUCUUAUAAAACAAAACAAAGAUAUUUAUAUUUAAAUGCUUUAUAUUUUACUAUUAAAAUGCUAUGUCUGCCUAAUAGUUUGCAUUAUAAAAAAAUGUCUUUAUGGGUUUAGAUAUCUGGUAAGCACUUUAACCUUCACUUUACCUUUUCUUUAUGAGAAGAUGAGCAAUGAAGGACAAGUCUGCUUUAAAGAUUGGGUUGAGGUGUGAUGGCUGUAUUACCUGUGUGCAAUUUAAGUAUGCGCUGGAUGUGAAAUCUACCUGCUUAUAAUUUAACUAAAUAUAUAUUUUUAGUUUUAACCUCAUCUGUAAUAUUGAUAACGGUAUGAUGUCUGUUUCAAGACAAGGCUGUAAAUCUAUGAAGGUGUUUUCUGGUCUUAUGUGUUUUAUUGUUUGUGUCUUGGAAGCACUGUGUGUUUAUCACCUUUAUGCACUGGACUCUGCAGGCUUGACCUCGGGAAGUGUGCUCACUGAGAUCUCACAGUGUUUCAGGGUUCUUUUCAGUUUCUACAGGUGGACUUUCUGUUAGCCGGUAGCUAAUAUAUGUCUAGCAGAUUGCCUCCCAUGGGCUCACACACUUCUUAGCAGCUGGCCUGUGCAGUCUAGUGCCAGUGCUAAACAAUGUAUUAACUAUUUUUUAUUUCCAUCAAAAGCCAACUGCCACUGUGUGUUUGUCUUAUUGUUAUAGUUUUUGACCCAUUGCAUACUGUUUUUUUUUUUUUUUUUUUGGCUGUCAUACUGUGAAGGAGUUUUUCUUUUCAUUACUCAUUUUCUUGAAGUUGCCCUUUUCAGAGCAAUGUUCAGUUUGUAUUUUUUUUCCAUGUUUUCCAUCCAUGUGAAUGAAUAUUUACUUGCUGCUCAAGGGUACCUCCCCACACGAUUAAAACGCAGUUCUCCAGUCAGUAUCAAUCUCUCACUGCAUUCAGUAUUCCAUAGGCCCCCCAGAACAUCCAGUAGGAGUGCCUUCAGAGGAAUUUUGGUAACAUCACCAACCUACCCAGGACACGUUUCUGGAAACUUGUAAAAUAAGUACAUUGGAAAUAUUUCAGUUAAUCCUUUGAAAACAUAAGUUAUUAUGUACAAAUUAUGAUUGCGCAGAGGAAAUUUCCCCAUCUGAAGGCGAUCGUUGUCAUUUUUAGUUGUUUGCACUGUGUUGCUUUCUUUAGAUUUGCAUAGGUCCUACAAAAACAAAUGCCUGUGAGCUUUCACCAAUAUCAUGGUGAGCCUCUCUGCAUACUGUUACCAGCCAAAACCACAUUUUUACAUGUUUUGGGGUGGCACAUGAUCAUCAGCCAUAGAUAAAAUGCAAACUUGACCAAACUGAAACUUUAAGUUACAGUUCAUAGGUUUCUAAAUGCAAAAAAUAUCACCGACUAAUACAUGCAUAAGAAGGUGUGAAGAUGCAUUGUCUAACAUAUAUACUGUACAAAUUAAUA
Megalops cyprinoides (Indo-Pacific tarpon) is the source of this 3460-nucleotide messenger RNA. Its product is annotated as spartin-like. Gene Ontology annotation, biological process: cell division; negative regulation of BMP signaling pathway. Gene Ontology annotation, cellular component: plasma membrane. Bases 167 to 1960 code for a protein of 597 amino acids. Lineage: Eukaryota; Metazoa; Chordata; Actinopteri; Elopiformes; Megalopidae. The record is from RefSeq and is a predicted model, not a curated record. The transcript has 8 exons.